Molecule: messenger RNA, 2195 nt
Organism: Propithecus coquereli (Coquerel's sifaka)
Lineage: Eukaryota; Metazoa; Chordata; Mammalia; Primates; Indriidae
Gene: KIFAP3
Product: kinesin-associated protein 3
Exons: 16
Coding region: 9-1841 (610 amino acids)
Biological process (GO): cilium organization; microtubule-based movement
Cellular component (GO): kinesin II complex; axoneme; ciliary transition zone
Molecular function (GO): kinesin binding
Source: RefSeq, a predicted model, not a curated record
CCGCCGCCAUGCAAGGGGAGGACGCCAGAUACCUCAAAAGGAAAGUUAAAGGAGGGAAUAUUGAUGUACAUCCAUCAGAAAAAGCACUCAUUGUUCAAUAUGAAGUGGAAGCUACCAUUCUUGGAGAAAUGGGAGAUCCCAUGUUGGGAGAACGGAAGGAAUGCCAAAAAAUAAUACGUCAUCUUAAUGAAGGAGAGAUUAUAUUAAACAUUGAAUAUGGAGUAUAUUCUAGAGAAAAUAAGAUUUUUAUUGAUGAAGUUGCUAAUAUUAAUGACAUGGAUGAAUACAUUGAAUUAUUAUAUGAAGAUAUUCCUGACAAGGUUCGGGGUUCCGCUUUGAUCUUGCAGCUUGCUCGAAAUCCUGAUAACUUGGAAGAACUACUAUUGAAUGAAACUGCCCUUGGUGCAUUAGCAAGAGUCCUGAGAGAAGACUGGAAGCAAAGUGUUGAAUUAGCUACAAACAUAAUUUACAUCUUUUUUUGCUUUUCCAGCUUUAACCUGCAAGAGGUUGCUCUUUAUUUGCUUCUGAAUCUUGCUGAGGAUACUCGUACAGAACUAAAAAUGAGGAAUAAGAACAUAGUUCACAUGUUGGUGAAGGCUCUUGAUCGGGACAAUUUUGAGCUGCUUAUUCUAGUUGUGUCAUUCUUGAAGAAACUCAGCAUUUUUAUGGAGAAUAAAAAUGAUAUGGUGGGAAUGGAUAUUGUUGAGAAACUGGUAAAAAUGAUACCCUGUGAGCAUGAAGAUCUACUGAAUAUCACCCUCCGGCUUUUACUAAACCUGUCCUUUGACACAGGCCUGAGGAACAAGAUGGUACAAGUUGGUCUGCUUCCCAAACUCACUGCACUCCUAGGCAAUGAAAACUACAAACAAAUAGCAAUGUGUGUUCUUUACCACAUAAGCAUGGAUGACCGCGUUAAAUCAAUGUUUGCAUACACAGACUGUAUACCACAGUUCUGUUUUAUUCAGGAUUAUGUUGGGGAUCUUGCAGCCCAGAUCUCUAAUGAUGAAGAGGAGGAAUUUGUUAUUGAAUGUUUGGGAACUCUUGCAAAUUUGACCAUUCCAGACUUAGACUGGGAAUUGGUUCUUAAAGAGUACAAGAUGGUUCCAUACCUCAAGGAUAAACUAAAACCAGGUGCCGCAGAAGAUGACCUUGUUUUAGAAGUGGUUAUAAUGAUUGGCACUGUGUCCAUGGAUGACUCUUGUGCUGCAUUGCUAGCCAAAUCUGGAAUAAUCCCUGCACUCAUCGAAUUGCUAAAUGCUCAACAAGAAGAUGAUGAAUUUGUAUGUCAGAUAAUUUACGUCUUCUACCAGAUGGUUUUCCAUCAAGCCACAAGAGAUGUCAUAAUCAAGGAGACACAGGCUCCGGCAUAUCUCAUAGACCUGAUGCAUGAUAAAAAUAAUGAAAUCCGGAAGGUCUGUGAUAAUACGUUAGAUAUUAUAGCGGAAUAUGAUGAAGAAUGGGCUAAGAAAAUUCAGAGUGAAAAGUUUCGCUGGCAUAACUCUCAGUGGCUAGAAAUGGUAGAGAGUCGUCAGAUGGAUGAGAGCGAGCAGUACUUGUAUGGGGAUGAUCGAAUUGAGCCCUACAUCCAUGAAGGAGAUAUUCUCGAAAGACCUGACCUUUUCUACAACUCAGAUGGAUUAAUUGCCUCUGAAGGAGCCAUAAGUCCAGAUUUCUUCAGUGAUUAUCACCUUCAAAAUGGAGAUGUAGUUGGGCAGCACUCAUUUCCUGGCAGCCUUGGGGUGGAUGGCUUUGGCCAACCAGUUGGCAUUCUUGGACGCCCUGCCACAGCUUAUGGAUUCCGCCCUGAUGAACCUUACUACUAUAGCUAUGGAUCUCGAUAAAGUCAUCCCUUUCCAUGAGUACUCUCAGUUUAGAAGGAAUCUGUGUGGGUUGGGUUAACUCUGAAUCUUGGCCUAAUAAUGCAUGUUGAUACUAUUGUGGGUCUGUGUUUCUUUCAUUUCUCCAUGUUGUUAGCUGCAGAUUAACUCCAACUCUUCGGUCUUCUGUUAAGUGCAGUUGGUGGUGACACUGUUCAUUCAUCAAAUCACAUCUUGAUGCUGAAUAACAUUUCCCAUGAGACUUAAAAUUGAAUGUUGAAAAGCUACAAGACUGGAAAACAAACACUACAUUAUGUACAUUAAGUGACUAAUUUAAUUUCUAUUAAAAAGAACCAUAAAAUGCAAAUGAAUGAAAGU